Messenger RNA from Opisthorchis viverrini, 1893 nucleotides. RefSeq lists its product as hypothetical. The record is from RefSeq and is a predicted model, not a curated record. Gene Ontology annotation, cellular component: cytosol; chaperonin-containing T-complex. Gene Ontology annotation, biological process: protein folding. NCBI's taxonomy places the organism in Eukaryota, Metazoa, Platyhelminthes, Trematoda, Opisthorchiida, Opisthorchiidae. Bases 1 to 1893 code for a protein of 630 amino acids. Gene Ontology annotation, molecular function: ATP-dependent protein folding chaperone; ATP hydrolysis activity; ATP binding. The transcript has 11 exons.
AUGUCUUUGCUGGAGACGCGGCGACAUAUUUCCCUGGCCGUUACUGCAAAUCCACCUGUUAAGGGCACAGGAAAGCUUUCUCUCCAGCCAAUUUCCAUUCUUAGCUCCGGUGCAGAUGAGGAAAAAGCAGAAACUGCUCGUCUUUCUUCGUUUGUUGGAGCCAUUGCCGUUGGGGAUCUUAUCAAAUCUACCUUGGGUCCAAAAGGCAUGGAUAAAAUACUACUGUCUUCCGGUGAUAGCGUUGUCGUCACCAACGAUGGCGCAACUAUACUUAAGUCGAUUGGGGUAGACAAUCCUGCUGCCAAGAUUCUUGUUGAGAUGAGCAAAGUACAAGAUGACGAAGUUGGUGAUGGUACUACGUCUGUCGUCGUCCUUGCUACCGAAUUGCUCCGGGAAGGCGAACAGUUGAUUGCUGCCAAGCUCCACCCGCAGACUAUCAUCCAGGGUUGGCGGGAAGCGGCGCAGUUGGCAAUCGAGGCUCUCGACUCUGUCGCUGUUGCACACUGCAAGGAAGCUGUUGCGACUCAUAGUGACGCAGACUUCCGUCAGAAGCUUUUGAAUAUAGCCCGCACAACGCUCAGUUCAAAACUCUUGACUCAGCACAAGGAACAUUUUGCCAAGUUGGCUGUCGAUGCCGUCCUUCGUUUGAAAGGUAGCGGUAAUUUGGACGCAAUCCAAAUCAUACAGAAACUAGGAGGAACCAUGGGCGAUUCAUAUCUUGAUGAGGGAUUCCUUCUAGACAAACGCCCUGGAGUAAACCAGCCGAAACGUGUGGAAAAUGCCCGAAUAUUGAUUGCCAACACUCCGAUGGAUGCAGACAAGAUUAAGGUGUUUGGCAGUAAAAUCCAGGUGGAUACCAUCUCCAAAGUCGCCGAGUUAGAAGUUGCUGAGAAACAAAAGAUGAAAGAGAAGGUGGAUAAGAUUUUGAAACACAACUGUAAUGUUUUCAUCAACCGGCAACUCAUCUACAACUAUCCGGAACAGUUGUUCACUGACGCUGGUGUUAUGGCAAUCGAACACGCUGAUUUCGAGGGUGUCGAGCGUCUGGCACUGGUCACCGGUGGUGAGAUCGUGUCCACCUUCGAUUCCCCGGAGAACACCAAAUUGGGACAUUGUAAGCUUAUCGAAGAGAUCACUAUUGGUGAAGAUAAACUGCUACGCUUCAGUGGCGUUGCAUUGGGUGAAGCCUGCACUAUUGUGCUUCGUGGAGCCACGAAAAGCAUUUUGGAAGAAGCUGAACGCUCUCUGCACGAUGCGCUUUGUGUGCUUGCGUUGACCGUGCAAGACCCACGCACUGUCUGUGGUGGUGGCGCGAUGGAGAUGUGGAUGGCUGAAGCGGUCACACAGGGUGCCGCUAAAACUCCCGGCAAAGUUUCGCUGGCCAUGGAGGCUUUCGGUCGAGCGUUGAGACGGCUACCACUCACGAUUGCUGACAACGGUGGUUUCGAUAGUGCCGAUUUGGUGUCGCAGUUGAGAGCCUGUCAUGCAAAUGGACGGUCCAGUAUGGGACUAGAUAUGGAAAGAGGAGUAAUCGCGGACAUGAAUGCUCUUGGGAUUUUGGAAUCCUACCGUGUGAAACAUCAACUGGUUGUGGCUGCUGCCGAAGCGGCUGAACUGAUCAUGCGGGUGGAUGACAUUAUUACAGCUGCACCUCGCCGCCGUGCUCCACCACGAUACGCUCCUCCGGAGACAAGCGUGUUGCCGGUCACAACCCAAUUUCCUGGUCUACCGGGAGGCGUGGAUGUCGACCGUACAUCAGCACAAGUGGGGAAUUGCCUGUGGUUGGCUUUAUGGAAGCAUGAUGAGCUAGUAACACCAUUGGCAAGUUCACUUCCCAGUCACCUCUCUGGCUGCCAGUCACUCCUUGAUCGUCGGGCUAUUAAGUUUGGUUAG